CGUAUAAGUUGAUAGUGGGUUGAAAAUAAUUUACUUUCGUUAGUGAAAUUAUAUUGAGAAGUGCUUUAUUAGUGUGUGUGCAAAAACAAUGGAGUUUCAUAAACUAUUGCCCCUAUUCGCCGUGCUAGCGUCCGCUGUCGCCCAAUACGGCGGGUACGGCCUGGAAGGCUACGAGGACUACCACAAGCCGUUGGUACACCACGCGUUAGACGAGCACCAUGACGAAUAUGAUGUGGAUUAUCAUGCACACCCAAAAUACUCGUUCGACUAUUCGGUCAAGGACCCUCACACUGGAGACGAAAAGGAACAUUGGGAGACUAGAGACGGUGACAAAGUGAGAGGCUCCUACACACUAAUGGAGACGGACGGCACGAAGCGCAUAGUGGAAUACGAGGCGGACGACAAGAACGGUUUCAACGCAGUCGUCCACAGGAUUGGCCAUCCCAAACAGGAGAUAGAACACGAAGAAUUCAACAUCGCCAAGCCGGUGUAUGAACCGCAGUAUCAGGAGGAUUUCCAACAACACUACGAGGGCGGGUUCGUCCCUAUGACCGGUUACGAUCAUAGACACUAAGUUGCGUCUCAGUUCUUUGGUACUAGAAUGGUGGGCUGGGGACGUUGACUUGGAUAGGCAUUACAAGUUGGGAUCAUGUAGGCUUUAGGAAGAUAAAACUGGCCAUUCUGAAUUUUUAUAGAUAUGAGUUAUAAUGUUGGGAUUUAUUGUAUUGCUUACAUCUUUAAGUGUUUACAGUAUCAAUGUACUGUACUUGAAGAUAAAGCUGUUAGAUUUAUUAAUGUGUGCUUCUUACACUUUGGUUUAUUAAUUAUUGUAACACAUAAUAUUCGUUAGUAGCUAAUGGAUAUUCUUGUAGGUAAAAUGCAAAGACCUAUCUUAAAACUAGAUCUAUUUAGAUCUCUCUACUAUACCAAUAAUCCUGAAUACCUAUUCAGGACCGCCUCCCUGAUUAAGUGGUUACCACGUGAGUGUAGAACCGAGGGGCCCAGGAUUCGAUGCUCGGUAGAUACAAAAAAAAAUUCUCGGUCUAGCUGGACAUAGAAGACUGAUCACCUUCUUGUCCAUAAAGGACAUGGAGGACAUGGGACAUCACUUUUUACUACAGGUAUACAGGUCGAUUUUCUUAAUAUUAUACCUUUUACAUUGGAAUCAUUUUAAUCCAUCUUUAUUCCAAUACUCGUGUCCGUCAAACAAACCUAUUCUAGAACAUUCUAGUAUCAAAGAACAUUAAAAGAUCUUUUGUUUCUCCCCAUUCAACUUCCGCGUCAUAAAGCUAAAGCUGAAACGCUUUAGAAAUAACUGAUUACUUAUAUUACAACCAGUAUUAUUUGCGUAAUUUGAUCGACAAUACUUUUAUCAAAGUCUUGAACAUUUAUAUUAUAUAUUGUAGAUAUUUAGUUAUUUUACAGAACUUCCGAACGAAAGGAAAGCAAUAAUAAACUCAUUUGAUAAAAAUUAACAAAAUAACCUCAUAAUACACUGUAUUAACCAAGUUUCCUAAUAUAGUAACUACAUUAACUGUCUCUUUCUUUUGUUCGCAUGACAAGCGAUGGCACAUAUAUAUUGCGAGUAAAUUUUUUAGAAAAUUGGGAAGUACGAUAGAAAGAAAGAAGUUGUUAGUGUAAAGCAAAUGAGUAUCCAUUCAUAUGACACUCUUAUGGGUGUAAGGUAUAUUGAGUCUUAACAUAAGAUGAUAAAGUCGAAAUUAAUUGUAGCCGUGAUCGAUUCUGAAAGUUUUCCACCAUCGUUAUAAACAGAAUGUUUGCUUGCACAUAAAUGAAUGACAGAUUUAUUUUAUAUAUUUUUAUACUCAUGGUUAAUGAUAUUCGACGUUAAAAUUGUUAUAUUUCUUCUUAAAGUUUAAUAUGUUAAGUUUUCCAAAAACAGCACAAAAAUAUGAAAAAAAAUGUUUGCGAAGACCAAAUUAGUAAAAAGUUAUUUUACUCUUUCGGUUGAAUAUAUUUUAUGAAUUCUUUAUAAGAUAAAAAUAUGAACGAGUAGACUCAAUUGUAGAAAAUGAGUAUUUCUUGUUACGUUAUUUAUUUGUGAUUUUUGUAUUCCCUUGGAUUGAUGAGACUGUAAUUCGUAGAUAUUAAGUAUUGUACAAAAAUCUUGUAAUAAACUUUUUUUUAUUGUUUA
Messenger RNA from Zerene cesonia (dogface butterfly), 2155 nucleotides. RefSeq names its product adult-specific cuticular protein ACP-22-like (gene CPR133). Gene Ontology annotation, cellular component: extracellular matrix. The coding region runs from base 89 to 574 and encodes 161 amino acids. The record is from RefSeq and is a predicted model, not a curated record. The transcript is spliced from 4 exons. NCBI's taxonomy places the organism in Eukaryota, Metazoa, Arthropoda, Insecta, Lepidoptera, Pieridae.